Acanthosepion pharaonis is the source of this 768-nucleotide messenger RNA. NCBI's taxonomy places the organism in Eukaryota, Metazoa, Mollusca, Cephalopoda, Sepiida, Sepiidae. The record is from the annotation of a GenBank genome assembly.
AUGUUCUCAUUCAAGCAAAGGUUCAUAGUGGAAAUUGUAACACCCAUUUCCCGCGCCAAAGUUCACAUUCCCUUGCCUGGGUCUUCAAUCAUUUUCUCCUGUAGUUCUGUCGAGCAAACAUAUUUAAAAAUCUGUUCGGAUUUCGAAAAAAUUGCUUUAAUAACACACUCGCGCCUUCUCUCUCUCUCUCUCUCUCUCUCUCUCUGUGUGUGUGUUUUUCUCUCUCAAAUACACACACACUUUCUCUCUCUUUCACUCUCUCUCUCUUACCCUCUAUUUAUGCUUCUUACAGUUUCUUUUUCUCAUUCUGUUUCCCUUUUUCUACCCAUCUCAUUAGAUUUUUUUUAUCUUUGUUUUUCAUUCUUUCUUUCUUUCUUCUCUUUCUCAACAGUCUUCUUUAUUUUCUCUGCCUUCUUCUUUUUCUUUCUCUAUUUCUCUUUUCCUAUUUUUAACAGUCUCUCUCUCUCUCUCUCUCUCUCUCUCUCUCUUAAUUUGAUUCUUUCUCGCAUAAUUUCUCUUUCUAUCUUUGCUUCUCGUUCUUUUCUCUCUUUCAUUAUUUCUUUAUUUAUUUAUUUAUAUAUCUCUGUUUUCUAUCACUCUUUUUCUAUAUGUCUCUUCCUUUAUUUCUUCCUCCAUCUCUCUCUCUAUAUAUAUACAUCUUUCUCUCUCUCUCUCCAUCUCUCACUCUUUCUCUCUCGAUCUUGCUUUUUCAAUCAUUUUACGUCUUACACUUUCACUCCUACUGCAUUUCUUUCUCAAUAUUUCUAA